CUAGUUUACUUUUGGUUUUAAAUUUUACCUUUGAGCGAGGUAACCAUGUCAGGUAGAAAAGAUAAAAGGGGAAACAAGGGUCCGACUCUAGCUGAUUAUCAGGCUGAUGCACAGAGAUUGAGGAGAGAAAGAGAUACUCUUUAUCUACAAACGCAGUAUGAUGCUGAAUAUAUAAGCAAGUUGCACCUCAACUACAAAGUAUUAGAGCACCAACUAAAGACGCUUAAGGACCAAAAAAGUGACCUUGAAAGGACGCAUAAUAAAACUAUGAAGGUAUUGGUACACAAUGAAAAAGAAGCAGUUAUAGUAACACUGAAAGAAGAUAUAACACGUCUCCAGGGUGAAAGAGAUGACAGGGACAAACAGAUCGCAGACCUGAAGGCUGAUAAAGACGAACUACAAACUAAACUCAGUAAAGUUGCUGGGGAAAGGAUGCUCGAUAAAAAUCCGCAAAUAGCAGACCUGGGUGAUUCACGUCGGCCACAGAAACUGGUGGAAAUGAUAUCUAUUCUGUAUGAUAACAAAUGGACAGACGCAUUUGAGAAAUCAGAAGAUAAGGGCGACGAAAAAGAUAUUUGUAUACACCUAUUGGAUAUAUUUAAGGCAUGUUGGAAUUUCUGCAAAGAAACCUGUGAAAAACAGUCCAAAAUUUUAGAGCAAAACAUACUUCUUGCAUCAGAAAACAAGGAGGGUUUGUAUGCCUUGUCACCAGGAAGUUCAAAGUUACUGACUGAAAUCCGAAAACGCUCAGCUAAAGAAAUGUUGCCUAAUUUGUACGAGAAAUUUAAAUCUGUGAAGCAAGAUAUCAAAGAAGAUUUGCAAACCUAUGUAGAAAGUUGUUUAGAAGUUUGCUGGUAUAGUGCAAUAAAUGAACCGCCGAUGCAUUAUGGGUUCGAUGCAGAAGAACAGGCAGACGACUUCAGGGAAUAUACACAAGGCGGGAAAUCGGUGGACUUUGUUGUUUGGCCAGCAAUGUAUUUGUGUAUGAAUGGACCUAUUUUAUACAAAGGGGUUGCACAGUAUAAAAACUGAAAUUGGAUGUGAACAAUAAUUAUAUUACUAUCAAAAAUACAAAUUUAUUAUUAGGUAUAUUUAAGUUUUAAAAAAAAACAGUAAAAGUGUGUAUGCGCAUUUUGUUCUUUAGCAUUUAAUAUUAGAAAUAAAGAAUGACUAAUAUCAAAUUUAGUAUUAACUCGGCAUGUAGCCAUCUGCGUUAUGUAUAUUAAGAAUGUACGUGCAAUACAACAUCAUUUGAUGUAAAGUAUACGUAUAAAUAAUCAUUUUGUGCAAUGACAUAUAACGUAUAGAUCUAGAAAUGGAAUGUUCAACACAAGUUAAGGUAAAGGAUCGUCGAAUAAAUUUCUUAAAUUGCAAUUAUAUUGAAGUACUUCGUGUAAAAAUGAACACCGUAGGUUUCAAGGAAGAGGGUUAAAUUCAAGAAAACGGGGUUAACUGCAACGUAUUCGUGUGCCUGUCCAAAGUUAUUAAACCUUGCUAGUGUUAUUUAGUCACAUAGAUAAUUUAUUUUUUUGGAAAUUUCGUGCUAUGGUAGAACUUUGAAAUUGAUUAACUACUUGUCCCAACUCUGGUUGGUUUACUUUACAUCUUUUAUUCACUUAAAAACCUCGAACGGAAACAUCCAUUUCACGUUCUAAUAUUUUGGUAAUGAAAACUUGUUAUAGAUUUAUUGACCGAUUCCUGGCAAUUCGUGGGAAAAUGCAAAUUUCUUGAAUUGAUAUUUUUAUUUUAAUGAACAAAAUAUCCUGUUCAGAAAUGAUAUCAUUAACAUCAGGGUUUGUUUAUGACAUAUCAUCUUAAGUAUACGAUGGGUUGCCGUUAAUUAGGAAUGUUCAAUUGCAAUAAUGAUUGUAAAACCUUUCGAAUUACUUAACACAAUUUUGAAAAAUAUCACCCUUAGAAAAAGCACAUUCCUUUCUUCGUUUAAAGCAUGAAGAUAUGACCAAAUCACGUUAAUAUUUUUGAAAUUUGCUUUUUUUUUGUUUGAAAUUUAAAAAGACUACAAGGAUAUUUAAAAUGAAAUUUAAUUAUUUUUUGCAUUAGUGGUUUGUUAUACUGUAUUUUGUGCAAUUAAAACUAUGAUGCAAGUAAA
Molecule: messenger RNA, 2110 nt
Organism: Mytilus californianus (California mussel)
Lineage: Eukaryota; Metazoa; Mollusca; Bivalvia; Mytilida; Mytilidae
Exons: 7
Coding region: 46-1032 (328 amino acids)
Source: RefSeq, a predicted model, not a curated record